CAAGGUUCUAGCACCAUGACUGGGAAAUGGGUUAUCUUUUCUUUGUUUACAGCGGUGAUUCAAAACAAGCACUGACAAGAUUUAGUACUGGUUUUACCAAGGAUGGAAAUUGGCAAUUAAGCAUCGAAACAUGUAACUAUAAGGCAAAGAAAUGAAGCUUGAGCUUGAGGUGUUGGCCUCUACUAACAUCAAGAGGAAAAAACCAUGGCCAAAAAUAGUUUGGGUUGGAGAGGAAAAAGAAAGCCUCCUUUUACUGGACAAUAAAUCACAUCGACUGAGUGUUUUAUAUGUUCCAUCUGGAAAUACCAAACGUAGAAUUAACAAAUUAUCUCCCUUGUUAGAACAAGCAGAGAUUAUAACAACAACUAAAAAUGGUCGUUAUGUAAUUGGUUUCUUAAAAAGUGGUGAAGUCUUUAUAUGGCAUAAAGAUCAGGAUAUAUUAAAGUCAAUCCAUGGUUUGGAAAGCAUUGUUUCUGAAGAGGAUUUCGUUCAUGGUAAAACAGCAAUUUUCUCCUCUAAUGAUUGUAAGCAUAUCAUAGUUAUAUUGGGUACCAGUCAUAUAUAUAUCUGGAAUAGAGAGCAAACUGAAUCAGUUCUAGAGUCCAGGGUACCUGAAAUUAGAGGAACAUGGAAUCUAAUUACUGUCCCCACUGAGGCAGGAAUACCAAACCAUGACGAGUGUCCAGAAUGCAGUGUAGAGGGAAUCUUUUUUACCCAUCAGAACCUUGGAUUUUGCAGUCAGAUUUCUUUUGCAUUUAAUAAGGACAAAGGUGUAAGCAUUGUCACAGUCUUACUAAGCUUUAAUGUGGAUGGAAAAAGGAGUUUACAAAUAGCUGGUAAAACACUACGUAAUGAGAAUUUAGAAGCUUUAAGCUUGCCUCCGGUUAAUGUAGAAUGGACUGUUAUCCAUUACCCUUUGAAACUCAUCCACCCAAGCUGUAAACCAGUCUACCGUCAAGGAGCAUUUAUAACCAAAUAUGCAGAUAAUGGUCAGGUGAUUGCUGUAGCAGCCAAUCAGGAGAAUCCCAUGCAUACAGGAGUGUUGUUUGCCUCCCCUCUUUGUGAUACAGUACUUCCUGUCAGCCUUAAUGGGUGUGGAUCAAGAGAUCCUUAUUCUCAGACUGGAAGGAAUUUCUGGGUGUCCGAUAUGGAAUGGACAUGUGACAGCCUGUUUUUAGCCUGCUCUCUGAUGAAUGGCUGUGUGUGUUUAUUAACAAGGCUAGGAGAACCUCUAGUGAUACAGAUAGUUGGAAAGUCACUAGAUAUGGGACCAUCACACUUUUUACCAUUACAUCCACUUCUUAUGGUCAGGGGAGAAGAAGACCUUAUUCAUUCUAGUCCUAAUGCCCAGAAGUUCUCCAUAUCAACACACCCUAGUCUCCCUAUCAUCUUAUUCUCUGAUGGUUUCAUGGUUACUGUGGUCCAGUUCAGAGCAGACGUCACAUGUCUGAGGAUGAUGAAGAAAUUUGUCUUGACGUCUGCUAAACAUCUGAAAGAAAUUUCUGAAAUGGCUAACCUUGAUGUGACCUUGACAGAUGCAUUCAAACUGCCAUCAGAAAGAGAUGAAGUAUCAGCAAGGUCAGCUGGAAGAAGACGUCUCUUUCAAUUUGAGGAAGAUUAUGGAAAUGACCAUGAAAGUGAAACAAGUUUUCUUGAGGAAAAUGAUUUAGCAUUUACAGGAAUGAAUGCUGGGAAAAUAGAGUUUUCUGAAGGUGGAUUUCUAGCGCUUGAUUCUGGGGAUUUCUCAGGUUUGACCAGACCAGAAAUGAUGUUGAAGCACAUGGAACUAGCUGAAAGUGCUUUGUUUUCAUCAUGGAAGUUAGCAACAUCAUACACUGAUGCAUGGACAUCUGAUAUUGACAAAGCAUCAAAACAGAUUGCACAUAAUUUUACAAAAUUGUUUACUAUCCUGUUAGAAUGUCGUGAUAUAGAUCAUAUACUGUCUCAUCGGAGAAAUUCUUCUGUUGCUGCUCAAAAUCCUCGUCUUUUUAGUGUAGUAACAACAUACAAACGUGCCAUGGAAUUACUUAGAUUUGAUAUUGUAAAUAAACACUUGCUUCCAGUCUCGCUGAAGUUAUCAUAUGAGACAGUCAAUUUAGUCUUGACCAGUACCGAGUUACAACACACAGACCCUCGUCUAAAGACUUUGUCGGGAUGUUAUGCUUUAUUGAAAUUCACUGAAGAAAUGUUAAACAAGGUAUACACAUGGAGUCAUCAUGAUGAAAUAUACACGGGUCUUCCCCUAGAAUCUCGAUCUGAUCAAAGGCAUGCUUAUGAACCAGCAGUUUUAAGAAACUUGUCUCCUAGAUCUAGACCUGUAACAAAUGAAGUAGACUAUUCCAAUUUAGAACAGAUUACAGGAGUUGUCUCCCCUCGGCCUGCAAAAUUACAGCAACCUGGAAAAAAACUAUGUGGUAGCUGGAAGUUAUUGUAUAGAUCUCUGUCACACUACCAGAAACACAUACAGCAGCAACCCACCAAUGAUAAGGAGCAAGAACAGUUAAUGAACUUAAUGUUUGCUGUUGAACAGAACAUAAGGCAAAGUGAUGGCAGUGUACCUAUUCAACCCUCUCCUAGAAUCACUCAGGGUGAACAUUUUAGUCUUGGUGGGAAGCAUACAAUGGCUAUAGAUGCCUGGAGAGAGGAACUGCAAAAAUUAUCAGAACAACCUGAAGAUAUUGAGAAGAAAAGCCAAGUUCUCCAUGCUGUGUUAUACACACAUUUACUGAAGGAUCAACUAUUGAAGGCCAUUGAUUUCAUAGAUGAACUGAUUAUACAUUCUAAUGUGAUGUCUACACAACAACUACGACUUCCACAUUCUAAACCGGGUGUAGAGAAACCCUCAUUAAUGACACUUGUUACAGAUACUAUCAAAUCACAGCAUACAGGUAACCAGUCUAUGGUACCAUGUAUACGUGACAAGGCUGUAAGACAAUUGGUACAGAGCAUGGCACGUUUUAUGGCAUCCUAUUUCUGUAAUCAGCCAGUCUACAUUUUACCACCACAUAGUGCGCAGCCUCUACCAUGUAUACAUCUAGGCAAUGGUAAACAGAAAAAUAACAGAAUAAUUCCCAAAUAUCAUGAGGAUAUAAACAAUGUAAUAUCCAAGGAAGGUUUAAGUAGGACCUGGACCACAGACAGAGCUAUGGAGUACCUGUUGUUAAGUGGACUAUUAUGUGAGGCCACAUGGUUUGCUGAUAAGAUGGGGGACUGGAAGGCUGGACUACUUCUAUCUGUGGCAUGUAUCAAUCACAGAAUAAUGUCCCCAAAACUUUACAAAAAGAAAAAGAGGCCCCUUAUGUUACCAGAUAACCUUUCUCCAGGUGCUAUACUACAAGACAAACUAGAAGCUUUAAUUCAUCUAGAUAAAGUCUCUCAAGAACAAAAACAGGACUUUAUUCCCAUAAACAACGAGACUAAUAUUGUACAGUUAACAAAAACAAUGGAAGAUUUAUUAAAGGCCGGGGUAAUCGGUGGAGUGGAGAUCAUGCCUUGGUUGUUGUCUAGUUUGGUUGAGCGAUUGAAGAAUACAGUCUCACGUCUACACCCUUUAGUACCUCAAGGAUUCUACCUCCCGUCACCUCCUCUGUAUUGUCCUCAACCCUCAGAUACAUCAGAGGAAAAGCCUACAACUGAAGUAGAAAUGGAGAAGAAAUUGAGAUUUGAGAUAUCGUCUAUGGUUCAGUUAAUACUUGUGAUACUGAAUGCUUCUCAUGUAUCACUACCAGCUACAAGAUGGUACGUUCAACAACUUGUUAAAGUACAGGAAAAGGCGGCACAGUUUAAGGCUACAACAGAAGGUCCCUGUUCAGAAUUACCAGAGAUUCUUGAGCAAUACAACUCUAUCCCAUCAUCAAUGUCUGAGUCUGAGCCAGGGGUCGUACAGAUCCUGACCAGCUUUAGAGAUUUUACAACAACACUGUGGCUACUACAUGCUCGAGAUACAUUGUCAAAGAAACUGAGACAGAAAGAAACUUAUCUUAAUAAUGUCAAUUAUCAGGACUAUGUCAGGGCAAGUUGGGAUGCUAAGCAGGGAGAUAAGUGGAUGAAGGAAUGCUUUAAUACUCUCCAGUGGGCAGUUCAUAUGCUAGCAUUCAGCCGAUUCCUCCCAGAGGAGGAAUGUGUUUACAAGAUAGCCUUGUCCCUCAUUCAGGAACUGAAGCCAGAGGAAGACACAGCUGAUAUUUUAGCUGAACAUUUUCAUGACGAAGAAAAUCUUGACUCUGAAGUCCAAGAUAAAUUGAAUAAGAUUAUACAGGAUUGGCAAGGUGUAACAAUUGAACCAGAAGAUGAUGGCAAAUCAGCAAGACCUGAACAGGAAAUCCCUGAAAUGAAUGACACUGACCCAGAUAAUGAGGGGAGGAAAUCAGUAACAUUCUUUCAAGCAUCUCCAAGGGGGAAGACUUUGUCAGUUUAUUUUUUUAAGCAAUGUGAAGUUGUAAUGAAAAUAUUGAAGAAAAGAAAAAAAGCUUAUGGUAGCUAUGAAGAAUUUGUGUUUGACUCUAAUACCACUGUUGCUGAAAGUCUCACGUCUAGUCUACAAAACAAUGGGCUUUGUCCUGGAUCACGACCUUUUGAAUCUAAAUUAUCAUACUUGGAAUUUUUAGACAGCUUUGUUGCAGUCUCAUUCACAAAAAUCAUUGAUGAAGAGAGAGAGAGGAAAGUAAUUAUUCCACCAUUAAUUCUGCCAUUUGCUGAAAACAUUUGGAAUAUGGAACUAGAAAACUUGAUCAAAAGGUCUGAACUCCCAGACCAAGAAAGGAAACAGUCCCUUAUUGUCAUGUCUCCUAAAGGUCCAAUGGGUCAAAGUCCACAUAGAGUUGGCAAGGAACCAGUUCAAAAAGGCAUGUUUAGAAGUGUAAGUGUGUCUAAUGAAGGGGAGAAACAUGGCCAUGGUGGUAUGAGUAAGUUUAUAAGUCAAGGAGGUGGACUGAAUUAUAUACCAGAGAAUGAGUUGGGAAAGGAAUAUAAUGCCCACUCACCGAACAGAAUGAAAGGCAAAAUGACGGGGAUGGUCUCAAAGUUUGCAGAAUCAGAAGAGGUACUAUAUCGUGAUCCCUCUCAUGAUCAAGAAAAACAGUGGUCACUAGAUGUUGACCUUGGAAAACGAUAUCAUCAUUUACAGAAUGUCUUACACUGGUUUUCUGUCUGGGGAAAGAAACAACAUUCGCUAGGUUUGGAAUGGAAAGGUGAAAAAGACUUGUCAUUCAGACCAAAAAUGAAAAUUGAUGCUCCAGUUGAACUUGUUGUAUUAACAAUAUGGUUACUUGAUAAUAAGUAUUCUCCUUAUGGCAAACCAUCUGGUCACCGUACCUUACCACAGACUCAAAAGGAAGAAAAUAUUAUUCAAGAGCAAAUGAGAGUUUCUGCUAGUAUGAAGGAAAGUGCUAAAAUGUUACAAAGUAGUGGGGAAUCAAAACGAAGAUAUCCAAAACCAAAACAAAACAAAAAUGGAUCCUUAAGUUUACAAAGUACAAAUACAGACAAAGAUUGGGAGAAUGAAUAUGAUAUUGAAGCUGAUGAAGUCCAUACAGAAUAUGAAAAAGUUUUAGAUGUGAAAGAAGACAGCAGUUCAAUAGAAGUAAGUUCAUUAGAACCAGAGGAGUAUGAUGAUUCACUGCGGAACACUUUGUCAUAUAUUAAAAAAUCUGGAAGUCUGAAUCAGCGAAAGAAAAGUCCAAGGAGAGAAAGGUCAUCUGAGAGCAGAAGACACUCAGUAGAUGACAGAAGGAGAAGGUCACCUGAUCAGUCAAUUGUUCACAACAGACAGCAUUCUCGGGAGAGGUACAGUAGAGGGAAUUCUGACAACAUUAUUGGUAAUGAUUUGGCUCACCAGCUUCAAGAUAUUGUCAGAGGAGAGCUUAGAAAAAUUAUGGAGGCUCAACAUAGAAGCAUGCUUGCAAUGAUGGGUGCUAUUGAUGGCCAAGAGGUACCAGCUGAUCAAUACUAUAACAGACCUUCAGAUUCCAGAAGACAUCAAAGCCCAAGACGAGACUUAUCACCAAGAAGGCGCCACGACUCAUUGGAGUCAAGUUUACCAAGAAGGAGGAGUCCCUCCAAUGAAGAUAGGAGAAGGUAUGUGUCAGGAUCAUUACCUAGAAGGCCUGUUGAAGAGCAAAUGACACAGAGUAUGGUGAUGGGUGAAUUAUCUGGUUCUAGGAGACAGAAAUCACCUGGCAGAGCAAAUAUAGGUGGUACUCUGAAAGAGUUACAAAAUUUGCAGGAAAACACCAAUAGAAGGAGAAGUAAAUCUCCACGUGGACAAGGACAUAGGUCAGAUGUCAAUAAGGAGAACUAUCAAAGUUUAGGAGGCCAGCAAGGAAGUGUUAAUUUGAUUCCUAAAUUUCUACGUAUGCAAGCAGAGCGAGACGAAGGAGAAUUUAGAUUACCACACAUUCCUAUUCCAGCUUGGGAAGAGCCACAGCAGCCACCACCAGGAAUAGGGAGAGAUUUUGGUAUGCCACUCCUACAGCUUAACGCUGGAUAUGCUCCCUCACAAUUGUUCCCUGGAUCUUACCGAGUGCCACAGGGACAAUACCCACCCCCUCCACCCCCCUAUGGAAUGGUAUCACAGCCACCAAAUGAUACUCCUUUACCACCUAUGUACCAAAGCAUGUUUCAAAGAAUAGAGAGGAGAGAAAAUGAUGGACCAACAAAGAUGGAUAUGCCACUGCUCAGUUUGCCAAAAGAUAAGGAUUUAUUAGGUCCGUCUGAUGCUGCAUUUGGUCGUCUGCUGGAUCCUCAUCUCAUCAUAAGCCAUGAACAAGAAAUCAAGCAGAAAGAGUUGUUGAAACAUAAACACAAUUUGGAUUUCUUGAGAUCUCAUGUUGAAAAUCUGGAAGACUUAGAAAAGCAAGAAGAAGACAAAGGGAAACAACUUUUGUCAGUUAAUCUUAAACGUCAAGAGAUGAAGGAUAAGCACGAGGAUGAAAGAAUUGAUAGAGGACGAAGUAGAAGAAGGAAACCAAGACCACAGAAACCUGCAUCAGGAUUGACACUGCAAUCUUCACAGGAGAGUCACAUGGAUGAGAAGGGAAGACCAGUAGAGGGCAGCACUGAAGAAGCAGAAGGUGAAACCAGUGAAGAUCAGAUACAUGAUGGUUAUGCUAUCAGACCAGGUUCCUAUGAGAAUUACCUCCAUAUGGACAAACAGAUGGGAUUUGAAGAAGAUACAAAUGCUAGAAUACAAUACAGGACUGCCAUGAUCAUGAAAAAACAACAAAGAAAGAAGGUUGACUUCUCUACGAUGACCCACAAUGUAGAGGAUGCUGAGAUGGAGACAGACCCUGCUAUGGAGAGGGAGUAUAUCAGAACAGCCGAAGCUUCUACAUGUAUUACUAAAGAUACAGGUGUUGACCCUAUACAGGAAGCUAUAGUAGAAUAUAACCGAGCCAGACAGGGCAAUGCUUUACCUCCAGAUAUAUACCUCGGUCUUAGGUUUGGUGAUACUGAACAACAACCAACAUCAGAUGUUACUACUAAAGGAAGAGAGAAACCAAAAGGACGUACAUAUCUUAAUGUAGUUGACCUUGAUGCAUCAGCCUUAUUACAUGACCUUCAUGAGAAACCAGACAAAGAAGAGAAGGUACAGCAUGACCUUGCCCUACAGCCAACAUCUAUGACUUUGACCUCUGCUAGAGAAGGAUUAGAAGCCAUGGAAUCUAACUUGAGAGAAGCUUUACAACCUAAGAUUCAACGUCCAUUUACACAAGAUGCUAUAACCGUCAAAAUGUUUGAGACUAAAGCAAAGGAUCAUGACAGAGUAUCGGUUGCUGUGAUGCCAAGAGAAAGCCUUCAAGGAACAAGAGCUAGUAUAAUCCAGAGACUGAGAGAUAUGAACUCACAAAUACAAGCCAUAGAUCACAUGUCAGACAAUAUAGAAAGAGGUUUCCAUGGCACUAGAAUGUUGAUAAGUACAUUAGAACAUCUAGCCGACACAGAAGAUACUACACCUGGUAUGCUUGAUGAUAGAAAAUCAGAAACUUUGACACCUAAAGUAUCCCAGAAAUCACCCAAGAGGAGUGCUAGAUCUAGUGCUAGGACUGAAGCCAAAUCUACUACCAGAAGGUCACCAUCACCAAAGGGUAAAAAGACAAGUUCUCAGGAGUUGGCCCGUAUCUCAGGUCUGAGUGGUAUCAGUGACAUUAUAGGAGAGAUGGUCCAGAAGGGAGAUAUUGACUUGGAAGAAGCUGGAUUUGAACCUGAAGAAGCCAAAUUCUUUGUGAAUCAGAUGAAGCACAGUGCUAGACGGGCAGAAAGUCCAGCACAGCAGGAGAGAAUAAGGAGAAGUCUACAGAAACUGGAGGAAUACGCCAAGACAAAGGAAGAAUAUCCAGACGAGAGAAGUGCUGAAAAGAAAGAAGAAAUAAGAAGAUGGAUGGCUGACAAGAGAGCACAAAAAAUGGAGGAAUAUAGAAAGCAUCUACACGAUUUAAGAGAACAUGAAGUCAAGCCUUUCAAACCUUCACAAGAUACACACAAGGGAACGUUCAAAGCCGGUGAAUUCAAUGACAGGAAAUUCCAAAACCAAGUGGACAUGACAAGGCGAAUGGCAGAAGCUGAAGAGUUAUUUUUAGAAGCAUUAAGAGACAAGCCUGAAUUGCCAACUUAUCGGGAACGAAGUCCAAAGCGUAAACCAAUUUCACGAGACACCAGUCCUCUUAAAACGAAAAAGCGGUCUCCAGAAAGAUGGGAGAGAAGUCCUAUGGUCUCUGACAGAAGGGGUAUUAGUCCUGGAAGAAAACAAAUUGAUACUACAAGAUCUACUGUAACUAUUUCACCAAAGGUUUCAAGAAAGAUAUAUAGACCAGAUGAGAAAAUACAGUACAGAGAACCAGUGAGGUCUCCAGUCAGGGAAAGACAACCCAGACCACAGCCUAUCAUGGUACAGCCUGCUCCUGAACCAGUUGUUCCUCGCCUUAGACUAAUUGAUUCUGAUGAAUUCAUGAGAAGAAGUCAGGAAACAACAGGUGAUUAUUCUGCUUAUGCCAAAGCAGUAGCUGACAUGGAAGUAACACAAAGUCAAGAGGUCUACAAACCUAGACCUGUGUCCCCACCCCCUAAACCAGCUGGUAAACAGUACAAACCCAAGUCAUUCACAGAGAUGGUGAGACUUCAAGAUCCUUCCAAACUUAAAAAGAAAUUCUCUAAAAUACCUACACCAUAUGCACAGAGGUUAGCUAGUAUGCAGAGGGACACACCUAGAGAGCAUAGUCCCGAGGAGAAAGGAGAAAGGAUAUAUGGAUCAAAUAGAUCUCCCAGUAAGAAGAGUUUUGGUGAACCAUCUCCAAGAACUGUCAAGACCUAUGCAGAGAGAUUACAAGAGAUGAAGUCAAAGAAAACAUAUAACACCCCGAUUAUACCUCGUUCUCAUAUACCUGGUUCUGGAAGAAUGGGAUCGUCAACAGUUAUGCAGAAGAAGAAAACAGGACCACCACACAAACCUAUGACAUAUGUAGAACAGUUACAGAAACUCAAUCAAGGUGCUCCUAAAACUAGGAGUAAAGCAGGUAUGAAGACUUUUGUAAAACCACAGACUUUCCUGAAAUCUCAUAAACCACUACAUAAGUCACAGACAUAUUCUGAACAGUUACAGACUUUACAACCACCUAAAGCCCAGAAAAAGAUAUCCCCUGCCAGAAGUAGGGCUAAGCCCUACCCUUAUCCCUACUCAGGACAGGAACAAUGGGAAGGUGAUUCAGUGGUCAGUUCUUGGUCUGUGGAUGAUAGAGUUAAUAAAAUACUGUAUGGAGAUGAAGCAAGCACUGUGUAUGGAAGUCAGGUAUAUGGUAGCCAGGUAUAUGGAAGCAGGGUGUCUUUUGAAUAUCCAAUGUCUGACGACAUAUCAGAUUACCUCCCGGAGGUUAUGGGAGAGUCUUACGUAAACUCUGUUGAUAUCGAUGAAAUAAUGCGGAUAGCCGAUGUGGCAUCUGUGGGUAGUGGUGAUGUUAUGAGUGUUAUUGACUGGGAUGCAGUAGAUGAACUAAUUAAUGAUGUACACUGAAGAAACUAAGGAAAAAAAAUGUUUAGCAUAACGCAACUGACAAAUAUGAAUGUGGUAAUUUUAGUUACAAUACUGAAAUCAAUAUGUUAGCAUUUAAUUGAUUUAUAAGUGAAGGUUGUGAAUUAACUUUAACUUAUAUAUUCAUCAUGUUUAUACAAAUUAUUUAUUUAUUAUAGUUGUCCGUCCAAAAUACUUUUGUAUUGAUAGUUUUAUAUAUUUAUUAAAAUAUUUU
Molecule: messenger RNA, 10235 nt
Organism: Mytilus trossulus (common blue mussel)
Lineage: Eukaryota; Metazoa; Mollusca; Bivalvia; Mytilida; Mytilidae
Exons: 43
Coding region: 152-10003 (3283 amino acids)
Source: RefSeq, a predicted model, not a curated record